UCCCUGCUGCCCUUCCUGCCCUUCCUGCCCCUCCUGCCGGGCCCCGCGCUGGCCGCGGCCGCAGAAACUUCUCCCCAGUUACCAGCACCAGAAAACGUGGAGAUUUAUUCCUACAACUUCCAGAGCGUGCUGAGGUGGUCUCCUGUUGUAGUGGAGAACGGCUCGGUGUUAUACACAGCCCAUUACAAAACAGGUUUUUUCGAGGAGUGGAGCGGGAUGGGCUGUGCUGGGAGCCCCCAGCCCCAGUGCAGGUUCCCCCCGGAGCUGCGGCGGCGCUGGACGGUCGUGCUGCGCGUCAGGGCCGAGCUGGGCGCCCUGGCCUCGCCCUGGGUGCUCACACCUCCCUUCGUGGCAGAGAUGAACACCACUCUGGGCCCCCCCAAGGUGAACAGUGUGAGCAGCAGCCCCGACUCUCUGCUCCUCAGCAUCAGUCCCCCCUUCACCCCCGAGCCUGGGGACCUCGUCCAGUACCACGUGUCCUACUGGGAGAACACAACCAGUGCUAUAAAACAAAAGCUAAGUGAAAGCAAGACACUAUUCCAGAUUGGAAAUCUAAAGGAAUCAACACUUUAUUGCUUCAGUGUUCAAGUGCAGCUGAAGAUCUACUCAGGGCACUUCUUACAGGGACAGCAAAGUGCCCCAGAGUGUCACAGAACUGCCCUCAGUGAGGCAACCCAAGCUGUGCACAUCAUCCUCCUGUUUGUCCUGGCCUUACUCUUCGUGCCCCCAGUGACAUAUGCUUUGCUGCUUCUGUGGAAGUACCACCAAAAAAUCAAAUAUUGGGUUCAGCCCCCCCUGCAAAUCCCAUCACACUUCAGGGAGUUCCUGAGGGACCCUGGCUUGUCUGGCUUGGAGCUGUACAGUCCUGCUGAGGAGGAGCCCCAGGCCCUGGUGCUUGGAGAAGGAAGUGGCCUGGAGGGUGAGGAUCCUUCACCUGAGACCUCCAGGGACAGGGGGGACACUGAGGCGACACCCCAGUGAGUGUCACCUGCCCCAGGACUGGCCAGAGGCUGCUCCCAUGGCUGCUGGCAGGACAGCCCUGAACAGAGAUCCUGGGAUCACAGGAUAAUCCUGAACAGAGAUCCUGGGAUCACAGGACAGCCCUGAACACAGAUCCUGGGAUCACAGGACAGCCCUGAACAGAGAUCCUGGGAUCACAGGAUAAUCCUGAACACAGAUCCUGGGAUCACAGGACAGCCCUGAACACAGAUCCUGGGAUCACAGGACAGCCCUGAACACAGAUCCUGGGAUCACAGGACAGCCCUGAACAGAGAUCCUGGGAUCACAGGACAGCCCUGAACACAGAUCCUGGGAUCACAGGAUGAUCCUGAGCACAGAUCCUGGGAUCACAGGACAGCCCUGAACACAAAUCCUGGGAUCACAGGAUGAUCCUGAGCACAGAUCCUGGGAUCACAGGAUAAUCCUGAACACAGAUCCUGAUGCUCCAGGGGCCUCUGCCCAGCUCCCCCGACUCCUUGCUCUGCCAAAGGCACUGGGAAGAGGGAGUGUGGAAGGGAAAGGAAAGGAACACUAAACUGCCUGAAGACAGGUGGAUAAAAGGGGUAAAUUCCCACUCCAGCUUGGAGGAAUAAUAGCACUUUAUUGAUGUGGGAUAACCUGGGACUUUUCAGGGAGCGAAGAGUUGCAGUGUAAAUUCCAUUUCUGCUGGUUUUGCAAUAAUACUCCCAUUCUACCCACUCCAGACUGCUUUCCUGAAUCAUUUCAAGUGCAGCACAAACUAAAAAGAAAUUUGUAGGUACUUUCCUUGGGAUGAGCCUGUGCCAAGAACCCCUCCCAGAGAGGUCUGCUCAUAUCUGCCUCCUGCCAGCCUCCUGGGAGCAUUAAUCUGCUCCUGCGGCCAGCCCAGGGCCCUGCACACCACAAAGGACCUGAGAAGAAUUUUGCUCCGAGUUUUUUACAGCCUGUAUCAGUCACUGUCACACACUAAAAGCUCCUGUUGACACCAGCAGGACUUGACUCAGAGUUUUCUGGUUUUAGUGCCUUAAAGCAGAAGAGCCCAAGUUAAACCCCACAUCACCCCCAGUGGGGUCUGGAGUGUCCAAUAAAGCACAAAGAACAAAUGAACCUCUUCUGUAGUAAAAAGAUGGAGUUGUUUGGUUUGUUUAUUUGGGUUUUUUUUCCUGGGUUUGAUACCAGAAAAUUGAUAUGAAUUGUUUAAAAAAAAAAGCAGUAAGAAAUGUGGUUUUUUUUGUUUGGUAGUGGCUGGUUGGAAGGCCCUGGCAAAGUUGGUGCCACUGUCUCAGCCUUUCCAGCAGCUGCCAAAAGCCUCAUCAGGUUCCUUAAAACAGAUCUCAUCCCUUGGGAUCAGCCAGGCUGCUGACAGGGGAGUUUCAGGGAAGGCUGACUCAUGUGGGAAUGGUCACAUCAGCACCAGGCCUGCUUGAAUCACCCACACUCUGAGGCUGGGCUGGGAACAAAGGGCACAGCUCACAAAAAGGAACAACCAAACUCACCCAGAAAUAAGGUUAAAAGCUCCUGGGAGUAUCUGUGUGUAUUCCUGAAUAAACCCUGGACUGCUGUCCUGUGUGCAUUCCUGAAUAAACACUGUCCUGGAUUGGCUUGUUAAAUA
Molecule: messenger RNA, 2590 nt
Organism: Pseudopodoces humilis (Tibetan ground-tit)
Lineage: Eukaryota; Metazoa; Chordata; Aves; Passeriformes; Paridae
Source: RefSeq, a predicted model, not a curated record